AUGGCGACAACCACCACGGACAACCGCUCCCCUUCCCCCGCCCCGCCCCCUCCCUCCGCCCAAACGCCCGGUCCCCGCGCCACAGCUCUCAACAACAUGUUCACCGCAGCGCUCACGCACACGGUUCACACCUGUUCCUACGCCAACUUCGCCGCUUGUUUCCCGACGUCCGCCAAAUCCGCCCCAGCGGUUUUGAACAACGUGUGGAGACAGAUCGUUGGACAGGUGGAAGAUAAGGCGAAGCGGGAAUUUGAGGAAAUUUUGGUCGAGAAGGAUGUAGUGGGGGGAUUGAAUGAGCUGGAAAGGCUGGUGGGCACUGCAAAGGCAAGAAGGGAGGGGGGUGGGGAGGGAAUGCUGCCGAAUGAGCCUCCGCACACGCUUCCCCCGCAAUCCCUCUACCUAGCGCACCUGGCACCUUAUCUUGCGUCUACACAAUCGCAACUAGAGACCGAGCUACAGGCUGUACAAGUUGAAAACGAACAAGUGGCGAAGGGAGUAGAGAGACAGAGAGACGAAGUAGAGCGACUUGUCAGCGGUCUGGAAGCAGUGAUUGCAGAUCUGGACGGUGCGAAUGGUGCCAUGGGCGAUGUUGUUGAGGGCAGCGAGAUGAGAAAGGAGGCAAUGGAAAUGGAUGGUGAGAUUGGAGUGAGGGCGAGAGGAAGCCGGUUAUGA
This is a messenger RNA of Letharia columbiana, 672 nucleotides long. RefSeq lists its product as uncharacterized. Lineage: Eukaryota; Fungi; Ascomycota; Lecanoromycetes; Lecanorales; Parmeliaceae. The record is from RefSeq and is a predicted model, not a curated record. Bases 1 to 672 code for a protein of 223 amino acids. Gene Ontology annotation, cellular component: MIS12/MIND type complex. Gene Ontology annotation, biological process: chromosome segregation. The transcript is spliced from 2 exons.